Molecule: messenger RNA, 6058 nt
Organism: Sander lucioperca (pikeperch)
Lineage: Eukaryota; Metazoa; Chordata; Actinopteri; Perciformes; Percidae
Gene: eprs1
Product: glutamyl-prolyl-tRNA synthetase 1
Exons: 35
Coding region: 152-5158 (1668 amino acids)
Biological process (GO): translation; prolyl-tRNA aminoacylation; glutamyl-tRNA aminoacylation
Cellular component (GO): aminoacyl-tRNA synthetase multienzyme complex; cytoplasm
Molecular function (GO): glutamate-tRNA ligase activity; proline-tRNA ligase activity; ATP binding
Source: RefSeq, a predicted model, not a curated record
CUUAAUACAUCCAUGCUGUGUUGCUUUGGUAUCGCUGGGGUGUUAGCUUGGUGUGAAGAGCAGUCUUGGCUGUCUGCUUACUACAACUGCUGUUGGGUUUCAGAAACAGUGAAAAGGUUUCACCACCUUUGUGGAAGCAGGAUUUCACAGUAUGGCGUUAAACCUCACCAUCAACACAAGCAACCCUCCUCUAGGAGCGCUUCUGACAGCAGAGCAUGUGAAGGACAGUGUGCAGGUAUCAGUGGAGGAAGGCAAAGACACCCAGCUUCACGUCUCAGAUGCAAUCCAGUUCAAUGAUGUCAACUCCAUCAGUCGGUACUUGGCCCGGGUGGCUCCCGCUCUGGGCCUCUAUGGAGCCAACCUGAUGGAGCAGACUGAGGUCGACCACUGGUUGGAGUUCAGUGCUCGGCAUCUGUGUGGUCAGCCUGCUUUGAGCGUAGCUCUGGGUGACUUGGAUAAGGCCCUUUCCCUGCGGACCUUCCUGGUUGGACAUGCCCUCACCCUGGCUGACCUCUCUGUCUGGGCUGCCCUCAAAGGUCAUAGGGAAUGGCCAAGCCAGGGCAGAGCCUUCUCCCAUGUCAAUCGCUGGUUCUCUUUCCUGAGCUCGCAGGUUCCCUUCACUGCUGUGGGCAACAAGUAUGCCAGUAAGAAUGCUCCAAUAAGCAAAUCCAACUCGGAUGAGAAGAAGCAAGAUGUUGGCAAGUUUGUGGAGUUGCCAGGAGCGGAGAUGGGCAAGGUGGUGGUUCGAUUCCCUCCUGAGGCCAGCGGAUACCUGCAUAUCGGCCAUGCCAAGGCUGCUCUGCUCAACCAGCACUACCAGGUCACAUUUAAAGGCAAACUCAUCAUGCGCUUCGACGACACCAACCCUGAGAAGGAAAAGGAGGACUUUGAGAAGGUGAUCCUGGAAGAUGUUUCCAUGCUCCAGAUCCAUCCAGACCAGUUCACGUACACCAGCGACCAUUUUGCCACCAUAAUGCGAUUUGGUGAACAGCUGCUUGCCGAGGGCAAGGCCUACAUCGACAACACGCCUCCUGAGCAGAUGAAGCAGGAGAGAGAGCAGCGCACAGAGUCCAAAUGCAGAAAUAACACGGUGGAGCAGAACAUGAAGAUGUGGGCGGAGAUGAAAGCUGGGACAGAGAGCGGUCAGACCUGCUGCAUGAGGGCCAAGAUUGACAUGAACUCAAACAACGGCUGCAUGAGAGACCCCACCCUCUACCGCUGCAAAACCACUCCACACCCUCGCACUGGAAACACCCACAAAGUCUACCCAACCUACGACUUUGCCUGUCCCAUUGUGGACAGUCUGGAGGGUGUGACCCAUGCUCUCAGGACUACUGAGUACCACGAUCGUGACGAGCAGUUCUACUGGAUCAUCGAGGCUCUGGGCCUGAGGAAGCCCUACAUCUGGGAGUAUGCGCGACUCAACCUCAACAACACAGUGCUGUCCAAGAGGAAGCUCACCUGGUUUGUCGACCAGGGAUACGUCGAUGGAUGGGAUGACCCUCGCUUCCCCACUGUCAGAGGAGUCCUGAGGAGAGGAAUGACCGUUGAGGGUCUGAAACAGUUCAUAGCAGCCCAGGGCGGAUCAAGGUCAGUGGUGAACAUGGAGUGGGACAAGAUCUGGGCCUUCAAUAAGAAGGUUAUUGACCCGGUGGCUCCCAGGUACACAGCUCUGUCCAGCUCCUAUGUGGUUCCUGUCUCUGUCUCAGAGGCUACAGAGGAGAUCAAGGAGGUGGCCAAACACCCUAAGAACACAGAGGUGGGCAUGAAGAAGGUUUGGUAUGGACCUCGAGUUCUGGUUGAAGGAGCUGAUGCUGAGACCUUCUCAGAGGGAGAGAUGGUCACCUUCAUCAACUGGGGCAACCUCAUCAUCACCAAGAUCAACAAAGGGGCAGAUGCUAAGGUUCAGUCCAUGGAGGCUCGUCUGAACCUGGAGAACAAGGACUUCAAGAAGACGACAAAGAUCACGUGGCUGGCUGACACAAACAGUGCCCCCCUGCUGCCCACCAUCUGCAUAACCUACCAGCCUCUCAUCUCCAAAGCCGUACUCACCAAAGAUGACGACUUCAAGGAGCACAUCAAUAAAAACAGCAAGUUGGAGGAGAAGAUGCUUGGAGACCCUUGUCUAAAGGACCUGAAGAAAGGUGACAUCAUCCAGCUCCAGAGGCGGGGCUUCUACGUCUGUGACCAGCCUUAUGAGCCUGUCAGCCCUAACAGCUGUAAGGAAAGUCCCUGUGUCCUGUUCUACAUUCCUGAUGGACACACCAAGGAGAUGCCCACUUCUGGAUCCAAGGACAAGAGCAAGGCAUCUAGCAACACACCUGCCACAACCUCUGCCAAGGCUGCCUCAACCUCUGCCAAGGCUGCCUCAACCUCAGCCGCAGCACCUGCCUCAACCUCAGCCGGUGACUUAUUCUCGAGCAUUGUAGCACAAGGUGAAGCUGUCCGUCAGCUUAAGGUUGCCAAGGCUCCUAAAGACGAAGUGGACAAGGCCGUUCAGCAGCUGCUUUCUCUGAAGGCACAGUUUAAGCAGCAGACAGGUAUGGACUACAAGCCUGGCAUGGCUCCUCCCACCUCAGCUCCAGCCCCGCCCACCACAUCAACAGACCCCGCCUCUUGUCCGUUUACCCGCGUUACCCAGCAGGGCGAGCUGGUUAGGAAACUAAAGUCAGAGAAGGCACCUAAGGUGCAGAUUGAUGUAGCUGUGAAGCAGCUCCUCGCUCUCAAGGAGGAGUUUAAAAAGCUGACUGGUCAGGAUUACAAACCUGGGAUGGCCCCUUCCACUCCUGCCUCCUCCUCUGUUCCUCCUGCGGCCACCCACUCUUCCUCCUCCUGCUCUUCUUCAGCCCUGUAUGAGCGUGUUUCACAACAGGGGGAAGUUGUGAGGAAACUGAAGUCUGAAAAAGCCCCGAAGGACCAGGUUGACGCAGCAGUGAAACAGCUGCUGGCCCUGAAGGCGGAAUAUAAACAGGUCACAGGCCAGGAGUACAAACCUGGAGCAGUCCCAGUCCAGAAAGCCCCCGUCCCAGUCCAGAAAGCCCCCGCCCCAGUCCAGAACAGCACCAGCCCUGCCCCUGCUGCCAUUGUCCUCUAUGAGAAGGUUGCUGAGCAGGGAGAAGUGGUCCGGAAACUGAAGGUUGAAAAGGCAUCCAAGGAUCAGGUAGAUGCUGCAGUGAAGCAGCUGUUGGCUCUAAAGGCGGAGUAUAAACAGCAGACCGGACAGGAUUACAAACCAGGAUUACAAGCCCCAGGUAGCCAUGUACAGAGCCAGUCCAGCUCUUCCUCAACCCAGUCCAGCUCUCCCCCGCAGGCCCAGGAACUGUUCUCACAGGUGGCCCAACAGGGAGAGCUAGUGAGAAAGCUGAAGUCCGAGAAGGCCUCCAAGGAACAGGUGGAUGAAGCCGUGAAGACUCUCCUGGACCUGAAGAACAAGUACAAGACGCUUACUGGACAGGAUUACAAACCAGUGGCCGCUGCUGGAGCCACCGGAGGAGAGGACAAAAACCGCAAGGAGAGGGAGAACAAGUCUGAGAAACAGGGAGGAGGAGGACCAGGAGCAGGGAAGAAGGCUAAAGGAGACAAAGCCAGCCAGGGCAAGGAAUCCUCUGGAGGGGCAGGGGGCCCAGGAGAUGGUCAAGGACCUAAGAAGCAAACACGGUUGGGCCUGGAGGCCAAGAAAGAGGAGAACCUGGCUGACUGGUACUCUCAGGUCAUCACUAAGGCCGAGAUGAUUGAGUACUAUGAUGUUAGUGGCUGCUAUGUGCUGCGGCCCUGGUCCUUCGCCAUCUGGGAGGCCAUUAAAGACUUCUUUGACCGGGAGAUUAAGAAAAUGGGUGUGGAGAACUGCUACUUCCCCAUGUUCGUCUCUCAGGCCGCCCUGGAGAAGGAAAAAACCCACAUUGAAGACUUUGCUCCAGAGGUUGCCUGGGUAACCCGGUCAGGAAAGACUGAGCUGGCAGAGCCCAUCGCUGUCAGACCCACCAGUGAGACAGUGAUGUACCCCGCCUACGCUAAAUGGGUCCAGUCCCACAGAGACCUGCCGAUCAAACUCAACCAGUGGUGUAAUGUCGUGAGAUGGGAGUUCAAACACCCCCAGCCCUUCCUGAGGACAAGAGAGUUCCUGUGGCAGGAGGGACAUACAGCCUUUGCCAGCAAAGAGGAGGCAGCUGAGGAGGUGCUUCAGAUUCUGGAUCUGUACGCCAGGGUGUAUGAAGAGCUGAUGGCGAUCCCUGUGGUGAAGGGGAGGAAGACGGAGAAGGAGAAGUUUGCAGGAGGAGAUUACACCACUACUGUGGAGGCAUUCAUCUCUGCCAGUGGCCGAGCCAUUCAGGGUGCUACAUCUCACCAUCUUGGUCAGAACUUCGCCAAGAUGUUUGAGAUCAUGUUUGAGGAUCCGAAGAGGCCGGGUGAGAAACAGCUGGCCUUCCAGAACUCCUGGGGAAUCACAACCAGGACCAUCGGCGUCCUCACCAUGGUCCACGGAGACAACAUGGGUCUCGUACUGCCUCCCAGGGUGGCCUGUCUGCAGGUUGUCAUCAUCCCAUGUGGGAUCACUGCCACCCUGCCAGAGGAGGAGAAGGAGGCAGUGUUGACCCAGUGCUCUAAAUACAUGAGCAGGCUGCUGGAUGCUGGCAUCAGGGUGAAGACUGACCGCCGAGACAACUACUCCCCAGGGUGGAAGUUCAACCACUGGGAACUCAAGGGAGUUCCUAUCCGUCUAGAAGUGGGCCCUAAAGAUAUGAAGCAGAGUCAGUGUGUCGCAGUGAGGAGAGACUCGGGCGCAAAGUUGACAAUUCCAGAGGCUGAGGUGGAGAAGAAGCUGGUCGCCAUGUUGGAGGACAUCCAGAACUCUCUGUUCAAGAAAGCUUCAGAUGACCUGAAGAGAAACAUGGUGCCUGCAGACACGAUGGAACAGUUCCAGAAAGAGUUGGACCAGGGCAAGAUUGUCCAGAUCCCAUUCUGUGGAGGAAUUGAGUGCGAGGAUUGGAUCAAGAAAACCACUGCCAAGGACCAGGACCUGGAGCCUGGAGCUCCGUCCAUGGGAGCCAAGAGCCUCUGUAUUCCCUUCUCACCCCUGAAGACGCUGCAGCCUGGUCAGAUGUGUGUCAGCGGCAAGGAGCCUGCCCAGUACUACACCCUGUUUGGACGCAGCUACUGAACAUCUGCUCUGCUGGAGCACCAGGAUGGACAUAGUAGUCGAAAGGGCUUUCCUAUCUUCUCUCAUCUAUAUUCUGUACCUGAUCUCUUUUCAGUGUAUAGGGUAACAGGGAUAUGAGGUGACUGGACUGUGGUAUUUAGGAUGGGAAUAUUUUGUUUGUUUUUUAACAUAUGUUAACAUUGUUAUAAUGCAUCUGGAAGGAAGUGGAGGUGAGAGAAACUAUUUACUUUUUAGAAUUCAUUAUGAGGAAAAAAAUGGUUGUUGCGCUGCUUCCCUCCUACAUGGCUGAUUACUCUCUAAAGACCACGUUAAAAGAACACCAGUGGUUUGUAUUGGAAUGGGAAGAACCACCAGGACACCAGGCAAAUAUUAAAUCUUUCCUAUCUUUUCAGAAGUGAUAUUUUUUUUUUAUAACUCCCUACUUAACACUGUCAAGACAAACAUUCUGAUUAAGUUUGUUUUAAAGUUUCUGUCAACACAGAAUUUAAUGGGGGUUUUCACCUUUUUGAAAUUUGGAAAAACUUAAGAAAAAAGAAAUACUGCUGAAAGAAAUUCCUGAGAAACAUACUAUCGACUGCUGUCUGGAGAAAAGUACUCUUUGCCUGCCAACAGUCCCAUCUCUUGCAGCCAAACAGUCUCAGGAACUCUGCAGGUACUCAGGCUUGUAGCUGGGGUAUUAUUCUCACAGCUUUAUCAGCCCUUCUCUCUCUAUAUGACUGGUUACGGAGUGUGGCUCAUCAUACACAGCUUAAUAUAAACUUCUCAGAUCACCCAAAACCAAAUAACAUAAAGCUGUGAGGAACUGUUUAUGGUUAAUAGUCAGUAAUGUAGUCUUCUGUCACUACUCUCCCGUUAAACAUGUCUACAACUUGUCUGUAAUAAAGUAAUUUCCAUGGCAAA